GGCCCCCUAACCCCUACCGCUAACCCCUAGUCCUGCUUCAGGCGGCCUCGGGCGGGGGUCGGCGCUUCCCCUCGCCCGGAAAAGCCGGCCGGGAACAAGAGAGAGCAGCGGCCGCUCUCUUCCUUUUGCGGUGAAGCCCCGCCCGACGCCCCAGUUAAUUACCUUGAUUUGGUAGAGUGGGAAACCCCUUCGGCUUUGAAAUGGUUUGGAGAGGCUGUUUUGGGACUGGAUCCUAUUCCGUGAGGAGCGAGCGCAGUCCUGCCUGUUGUAUCUGGCAUUUUGUUCCAAACAUCACUUUUGGCCAUCCUGUGGUAGAGAGCCUUCGGAAGCAGCUGGGUCAGCAGCCCUUCUUUGAUAUGCACAUGAUGGUUGCUAAACCAGAACAAUGGGUGAAACCCAUGGCUGUAGCAGGUGCAAAUCAAUAUACUUUUCACAUAGAAGCGACAGACAAUCCAGGGGCUCUUAUUAAAGAUAUAAGAGAAAAUGGAAUGAAGGUUGGUUUGGCUAUCAAGCCAGGAACUACUGUAGAAUAUUUAGCACCAUGGGCCAACCAAAUAGACAUGGCAUUAGUUAUGACAGUGGAACCUGGAUUUGGUGGACAGAAAUUCAUGGAAGAUAUGAUGCCAAAGGUCCAUUGGUUGAGAACUCAGUUUCCUUCUUUGGAUAUUGAAGUAGAUGGUGGCGUAGGGCCAGACACUAUUCAUAAAUGUGCAGAGGCAGGGGCAAAUAUGAUUGUGGCCGGGAGUGCUAUAAUGAAGAGUGAUGAUCCUAGAGCUGUGAUAAAUCUGCUGAGAAACGUGUGUUGUGAAGCCGCUCAAAAGCGUUCUCUUGAUCGAUGAAAUCAAGAAUGUUAAAAAAGGUUGCAUACCACUUUCCUAUAUACAUGCAAAUGGAAUAACCAUUGAGGCAUUAUUAGGACUGCAGCACUGAAGAGUCAUUCCUCUAUUACCAAGAAGGAAGCAGAAACGAGAUUUUCCUGCUGACUUGGGAGUUAUAUUAAUCGAAUACUAUCCCUUGACUUCAGACAGCAGUUUUGUAAUACACAUUACAAAAAAUGGUGCUUCUUGCCUGAUGAUUCUAUGCAGCACUGUUUUCCAUAGAAGACAAAUGUAUUUCAUUCUACAUUCAACACAAAUUGGUCCAUUCCUUGUUCAAAUGCUUGAAAAUAAACAGUUAAGGUACAAAAACCCUCCCAAUCAUUGUAAGACUGUCCAUUCUCAGGUCCAAUUAUGUAGGGGCACAGAGGGAAGAACAAAAGGGAGGCAGAGAAAAGAUAGGAAUACUGCUUGGAAAUUUUAGUGUGGAAAUUAUCGUAUAAAAACUUCUAAGUACAGAGUGUCAUUUUGCAGUGGACUGCUGAUUGCUGUUUAAACUUAAAGCUGUCUUCUGUUGAAUUUCAGGUACUUGUACAGAAACAUACAAUAUCAUAUCAAUUGUUAUAUAUAUGUUUUCCAGAUGGUGCCUUUCGGAAACAAUUUUAUAAUGCAACUAAUUUUAAAAAAAUAUACUAUUCUGUCAUCUGAUGGUAGUAUAUGUAGAGUGUCUUUUGAAUGAAAACAGCCCUUUUUCUCCUAAACAGAAAACUGGCCACGGCUCAGGAAGAGGUAUUAUUUCAUUCUAUGAGAAUUGCUGAUUUGAUCAUAAAAAUAAAAGUUCUGCCAUACCAUAAAA
Molecule: messenger RNA, 1671 nt
Organism: Pogona vitticeps (central bearded dragon)
Lineage: Eukaryota; Metazoa; Chordata; Lepidosauria; Squamata; Agamidae
Gene: RPE
Product: ribulose-5-phosphate-3-epimerase
Biological process (GO): carbohydrate metabolic process; pentose-phosphate shunt
Molecular function (GO): D-ribulose-phosphate 3-epimerase activity
Source: RefSeq, a predicted model, not a curated record